Pseudoliparis swirei is the source of this 2432-nucleotide messenger RNA. RefSeq names its product cell division cycle 7 homolog (S. cerevisiae) (gene cdc7). Gene Ontology annotation, molecular function: ATP binding; protein serine/threonine kinase activity. The transcript has 10 exons. Lineage: Eukaryota; Metazoa; Chordata; Actinopteri; Perciformes; Liparidae. The record is from RefSeq and is a predicted model, not a curated record. Gene Ontology annotation, biological process: mitotic DNA damage checkpoint signaling; protein phosphorylation. Gene Ontology annotation, cellular component: nucleus. Bases 412 to 2064 code for a protein of 550 amino acids.
UGCGAUCUACCACACUACGCCGCGAUCGACUGGCAGGUCGCGAUCGACGUGUUGAGACCCUGAUCUACAGGAAGUAAAAGUCGUAACAAGGUUUCCGUAGGUGAACCUGGGGAAGGAUCAUUACCGAUGAACAGACCGUCUGCAUGAGAGCGGACAGAGUUCAGAUUGAAGUGGUGUAUUGGAAGCUCAUUUUGCAAGUGACUUUUUUUUCGUCCCGACGACCAACAACAGAUGAAUUGGAAGCUCAUUCUGCGCAUGCGUUAAAUGCGUUAAAAAAAAAAAACUAGUUAAACCUGUAAUUGAAUUAACUGAGUUAACGCGUUAUUUUUCACAGCACUACUUUAUACACACCUUUGGAGUUUGCAAGAUGAACUUGGUACGUUCAGCUCGGUGUAUCUGGGUGAGGCUCAGAUGCGGGAUGGGAGGAGAGAGAUGUUUGCCCUGAAGCACCUCAUCCCCACCAGCCACCCCACGCGCAUCGCUGCUGAGCUUCAGUGUCUCACUGUUGCUGGCGGCAGAGAGAACGUGAUCGGGGUGACAUAUUGCUUCAGGAAGGAGGACCACAUAGUGAUUGUCAUGCCCUACAUGGAGCAUCAAGCUAUUGUGGACAUUAUUGGCGCAUUGAGCUUUGAAGAAGUCUGUCUGUACAUCUAUCGGCUGCUGGCGGCCCUGAGACACAUCCACCAGUUUGGGAUCAUUCACAGAGACAUCAAACCAAACAACUUCCUCUACAACAGGAACAGCAAAACGUUUGCGCUGGUGGACUUCGGCCUGGCUCAGGGUACAGCAGACACCCACAUUGAGCUGCUGAAGGUAGUGAGGCAGCGGACAUUGCAGAAAGGUGGAGGGUCCACUGGGAAACAAGACGCAGCACAGCAGAUCAAAGCACCCCCAAGACUCCUUCCCAAAACCACCACCACAGCCUCGACCUCACGACCUUUUCCUGCACAGCAGUCCACAAACUUGCCACCUUCUUCUUCUUCCUCCACCACAUCCUCCUCAGCCUCACAGAAAGCACUGGUUAAAAAAGCACGCUCUGUCCCCCCCACCGUCACCACCUCUCGCACAAAGCACACAAAGGAUUUGACAGGACUGCGCAAAGUGCCCCGUCCUGUGUUUGGAGAGCGGAACCUGAACAGCUGCACCCGCGCUCCAUCCACCACCAAACAGGUGGCCAUGAAGACGGAGGUAAGCAAGUUGAAACUCAGCAAAACAGACGACCCAGCCAACCGAAGGUGCUCUUCAGCCAGCCGGGGCCCGCUGCCCGCCAGGACCCCGAGCAGCAGUCAGAGGCCUCCGAGGACUGUCCAGCAGGGCCUCACCUGCAACUGCUACCUCACCGACCGGGUCUGCAACAUCUGCUUGUCUAGGAAGCAGCAGGUGGCUCCCAGGGCGGGAACCCCGGGCUUCAGAGCACCUGAAGUCCUCACGAAGUGUCCCAACCAAGGAACAGCCAUCGAUGUGUGGUCCGCUGGUGUGAUCCUGCUCUCACUGCUCAGCGGCCGAUACCCGUUUUUCAAAGCCAACGAUGACCUCAUCGCCCUCACUCAGAUCAUGAGCAUCCGAGGCUCCAGAGAGACCAUCCAGGCCGCCAAGGCUUUUGGCAAAGCAGUGGCGUGCAGCCGGGAGCUGCCUCGGCAGGACCUCCGAACGCUGUGCGAGACGCUGAGAGGACGGAGGCCAUCGCCAGGUGACGAAGUCACACCACUUCAAGAAGCCAACAAAGACUCCGCGGUCACCCGUCACGGCAGGAUCCCAGAUGAUACGCCCACACACCGUCCCACUGAGGGACCACGAGAGCGGCACGGAGAGGACGCAGGAGAAAGUCCUUCGUCUCCGUCGUCUACUCGUCCAAACCACAGAGAACAGUCGGGGAACACAGAAACGACUCUCCUUGCUCAGCGGAGGCUGGAGACUGACUGCAAGCUAAAGGAAGACCUGCAGGGCUGGGACCAAGUCCCCGAUGAGGCCUACAACCUGCUGGACCGGCUGCUGGACUUAAACCCUGCUACCAGGAUCACAGCUGCUCAGGCCCUGCAGCACCCGCUGUUCAAGGACCUGUGAAGGCGCAUGUGUUAUCAUAGAAGGGGCCUCUUCUCUGUGAAGACAGGAUGCAGUUGGUUACGGCUGCAUACUGUGAUUUAUUUAUUUAAAUAUUUUACUCUGUACUUUUAUACCUCGGGACAAAAAGAGAAAUACACAACUUGAGGAGUCUUGUUAUUUCCGUGUGAUGCUUUCCAGUCGAGAGGGAGAAGUACACAUGUUCGUAACGUGUGUCAAAGCUGCCUUAUCUCCUUAUCUCUGCUGUAUUUCUAAAGAUUUACAAGUGUUAAUAUUAUUUUUUAUUAUGAAUGUGACUGUUUUAGCAGUGUUAAUUUAUAAAUGUAAAGUUUGCCGCAAUAUAUAUUUAAUAAAGAGGAGGAAACAAAGCA